Molecule: messenger RNA, 1803 nt
Organism: Danio aesculapii
Lineage: Eukaryota; Metazoa; Chordata; Actinopteri; Cypriniformes; Danionidae
Gene: slc25a19
Product: solute carrier family 25 member 19
Exons: 7
Coding region: 156-1097 (313 amino acids)
Biological process (GO): thiamine pyrophosphate transmembrane transport
Cellular component (GO): mitochondrial inner membrane
Molecular function (GO): thiamine transmembrane transporter activity
Source: RefSeq, a predicted model, not a curated record
UGGUCUGUGUACUGUGUUGUUCAACGGUGACUAUGAAGGGAACAUGAGGUGCCCUCUAACAUCACACAGCAGCACUUUUCUCGUUAGAGAGCAUCAGAAAAAAAGCCGAUUCCACAGAGGAACUCCAGACACACUAAAAAACACAUAAGAAAGGAAUGGUGGGAUAUGAUCCAAACUCCCCCGGUGUGUCUCUGGCCCCAGAGGAAGCGGCUCUGGCGGGGUCAGCGGCGGGCAUUGUCACCCGGGCCCUCAUCAGCCCUCUGGAUGUCGUCAAAAUCAGGUUUCAGCUGCAGAUCGAGAAGGUGUCAUGGCGGAGUCGUCAGGGGAAGUACUGGGGUUUAUGGCAGGCCACCCGCUGUAUUCUGACUGAAGAGGGCCUUCCUGCUUUCUGGAAGGGUCACAUUCCUGCCCAGCUGCUGUCUGUGUGUUACGGAGCAGUUCAGUUUGCGAGUUUUGAAGUGCUGACGGAGCUAGUCCAUAAGAAAACCCCCUACAACAGCCAGACAGCAGGAGUUCAUUUCAUCUGUGGCGGUUUGGCUGCUUGCUCUGCCACUGUGGCCUGCCAGCCGCUGGAUACCCUCCGCACACGCUUCGCUGCCCAGGGCGAACCCAAGAUUUAUCACAACCUCAGGCAUGCCAUUGGCACCAUGUUGCGCUCUGAGGGGCCCUUUACUUUUUACAGGGGCCUCACACCCACCCUCGUGGCCGUGUUUCCAUACGCCGGCCUGCAGUUUUUCUUUUAUAAUAUCCUGAAGAAACUUUUGGAGCACCAGGACACCAAAUCUAAAGCUGGUCUUCACAGUCUGAUCAGUGGUAGUUGUGCUGGAGUCAUCAGUAAAACUCUCACGUAUCCUUUCGACCUGAUUAAAAAGAGACUUCAAGUGGGUGGAUUCGAAGAGGCCAGGCUGAAGUUUGGAGAGGUGCGCACAUAUAACGGAUUUGUGGACUGUGUGUUGCGGAUCGGCCGAGAGGAAGGACCCCGGGGGUUCUUCAAGGGCCUUUCUCCCAGUCUCCUGAAGGCUGCUUUAUCAACCGGCUUCACUUUCUUCUGGUACGAGUUCUUCAUCUCUGCCAUCAUCAGCCUCAAGAGCAGGUAAUGAGCGAUCAGACAAACCUGACGGACCUCUUUGUGAGAUGACUUUUGGAUCUCUGAGUCUGAGAGUGUGUUAAAUGUCGACUGAAUGCAUUCAGCUCUCGGAAGCACACUCUAGUAACGCCUUCAAAUGAACAAUAUGCUGAAUUGUUCAUCGUUUACGUCUUGAAAAGCAUUGUUACACAUACUAGGAUUUAUUUUGUUUUGUUGUUAUGUUUGUGGUUGUGGUUUGGUCUAUCUUAUUGUUUUUAUAUGUAACACUGGAAGUCAGAAUAUAUUAUAACUUAUAGUUUUUACUAUUUUACACUUUAAAACACUUUUAAAUGAUGCGGACCUAUCAGAUAGCACAAUAAUCAGUUUAUUUACAAACCCUGCAUUAUAUCAUUAUAGAAUUAUUUCAAUUGAUCAGUGUGCUGGUUGUUUGAUGAAUUAUAUUGGGUUUUUUUAGUUAGAUCCAUUAUCUGUCAUAUAUAAUGGAUGUAUUAUUUGGAGCCUUCAUAGUUCCUGUUACUCUGGUUUUAUUUACGCCCUUAUUUGUAUCUUUGAAAAAAGAAAGAAGAGAUAAGAAAAUGAGGAUCACAGAGGUUGUAUGUUUUCGCCUGUGUACUCGUGCAUAAUAUCACAUAUUUGUUAUAAAACAGACAUAUGAAACAAAGAAAUGGGUGACGAGAUAAAAAAAGAAUUAUUUUUAUAAUAAAAAACAAUAUUUU